AUGCUGCGGGAUAUAAUAUAUAAGGGAAAGGAAUUAGCUGACAAAGUAACGAAUAUAAUGAUGAAUUACACGGAGGCGGAAAUGAAGGUUCGAGAAGCAACUAAUGAUGAUAUGUGUUGUCCAAGUGGUCGUCUUUUACAAAAGUUGGCAGAUUAUACGUAUACCUAUGAAACAUGUUUGGAAGUCAUGUCAACUAUAUGGAAAAGAAUGCAUCCUGAAGAUAGAUUGAGUUGGCGGAGGGUUUAUAAGUCUUUGGUUGUCCUUACCUUUCUUUUGAAAAAUGGUUCUGAUUAUGUGUUACAAAGUGCUCAAGAUCAUAUAUACGACAUUCGUACACUCGAAUCUUUUCGGUAUUUUGAUGAGAAUGGAAAGGAUCAAGGAAUGAAUGUUCGCCUCAGAGUUCAAGAAGUGAUCGACCUCAUACAAGACUCAGAAAAGUUACAGCAAGAACGUCAAAAGGCCAAGGCUAGUCGACACAUUUACACAGGUUAUGGAAAUACCAAUGAUUUAGAUUGGGGUUAUUCUUCAUACAAGAAUGGUGGAGAUUACGGUCAAAGAUCUGAUUCACUUGAUGACUAUGAUAAAGAAACUUACGCAUCCAAAAACUUUACAUUUCAAUCGCGUGCCAAAUCUAGAGUGACAAUAUCCGAGCAUAAAUCAGACCUACCCCCGCCUAGGUUGGGUAAUUUUGAUGAUUGGCAUGUGGGUAAAGAACGUGGUGUAAUGGACGAUGUUUUAGAGCAGUUCAAAGAAGCGUGGGAUUUGGCCAAAGAAUCUACUAAGGAUUUAAUUUUCUCCAAAAAUCCUCAAGAUAAUAGAUCAAAUGAGUUCAAUCCACGUAUGGUUUCUGAAGAGGUUUACGAGUUCCCAUCAAAUGCUGUUGAAUCCAGUGGAACAUAUGAAGCGAAAAUCCAGUCAUCCUAUGGAGAUUAUUAUGCACAGAAUGAAUUUUCAUCGAAAGAAAUUUCAAGAUCCACUAAAUGUAAUAGUGUUGAUAGUCGUGUUAAUAAUAAUAAUAAUAACGGCAACACACAUGCAUCACAAUCUAAUGAAAAAUCUCUGGGCCAAGUUAUUGUGACACCUAGAAAUCAAAGUACUGAAAAGAAAGACAACAUAAAGCCAAGACCACCAUCCUGUGAUUUGUUAGAUUCAUUUGAUAGUGGUAAUAGUAUCAUUAAAUCAGAUCAAAUGAUAGAUCUGUUUGAUGCAAUAUGCAGUUCACCAACAUCAACUACAACUGGUGUACACUCUCAGCGGCAACAGCCAGCGCAAAUGGGAUUCGAAGUUAAUUGGCCUAGGAAUGUAUUAACACCAUCAGGCGUAUCUUUAAAUACCAAUUCAAUUCAAAAUCAUGCUACUGCACCAUGUCAAAACCCUAAUAAUUUGUUAGAUAAUGAGUUUGGUGAUUUCACUUCAGCACCAUCUGUACAGUUUCCUGCGAAUACUGGUCCAACAGUUUCAUCCCUCGAUGGUAUCUUUUUUUCCAACUUUUCAAAUACUGAGGCUUAUCCAUCCAAUCAAAAUUCUCAUCAAAACAAGCAAACUGAGGAAUUCAAACAACAACACGUGGUUCAAUCCAAUCCAAUUUCACCAUCCAAAUCUAAACCGCUAAACAUUGGCAAUACAUGGAAAGAGUUAGGAUCAUUAAGUAUUGAUUUAGAUUCAUUAGCGAAACCGGAAAAAUACGGUGCCCGAACACAAGCGCCGAGUUUACAUCAAUUAAAACAAAAUCAACAGCGCGUUCAAUAA
Messenger RNA from Schistosoma mattheei, 1749 nucleotides. NCBI's taxonomy places the organism in Eukaryota, Metazoa, Platyhelminthes, Trematoda, Strigeidida, Schistosomatidae. The record is from the annotation of a GenBank genome assembly.